Molecule: messenger RNA, 258 nt
Organism: Torulaspora globosa
Lineage: Eukaryota; Fungi; Ascomycota; Saccharomycetes; Saccharomycetales; Saccharomycetaceae
Exons: 3
Coding region: 1-258 (85 amino acids)
Molecular function (GO): RNA endonuclease activity
Source: RefSeq, a predicted model, not a curated record
AUGAAGCCAAUUGUAUCAGCCACAAGUGCUUGGGCUUGCACGAUUCUGUCAGCCUUUGGUGUCGUUAUAUUGUCUGUGAUCGCCCAUUUAUUCAAUACCAACCACGAAUCCUUUGUCGGUUCCAUCAAUGAUCCUGAAGAUGGCCCUGCUGUAGCUCAUACCGUUUUCCUGGCUGCAUUGGUCUACCUGAUCUUCUUUGCAUUCUGCGGCUUCCAAGUUUAUUUAACCAGGAGAAAGCAGUCAAUUGCAUUGCGCUGA